This is a messenger RNA of Misgurnus anguillicaudatus (oriental weatherfish), 3203 nucleotides long. It is a transcript of the gene slc39a8, whose product is annotated as solute carrier family 39 member 8. Gene Ontology annotation, biological process: zinc ion import across plasma membrane; intracellular monoatomic cation homeostasis. NCBI's taxonomy places the organism in Eukaryota, Metazoa, Chordata, Actinopteri, Cypriniformes, Cobitidae. Gene Ontology annotation, cellular component: plasma membrane. Gene Ontology annotation, molecular function: zinc ion transmembrane transporter activity; monoatomic cation:bicarbonate symporter activity. The record is from RefSeq and is a predicted model, not a curated record.
UGAUAAAAGGUAACUUCCUUCUAGGGUGAAUUAAAGUGGGAGCUGAGCAGGUUGCGGGACUUAGGAGAAGUGUACACAAAGACUUCAUUGUUGCCGAAAUGAUGCAGUAUCAGCUCCUCAUAUCAUCACUCGACAUUGAGGCGGGUCUGUUGUAUUAUGAUUAAGGCCUAGAAAUAUUGGUUACUCCCAGGUCAGGGAGAUUGCGAUUCAUCCCUCAAAAGGAAAUGAAAGAAGUGGAUUUUCCAUCUUAACCUGUGUGUUUCGUUAUGCGUUUUUAGUGCGCGCGCAUACUUUCUCUGAUAGUCGCGAGGUUAAGUUGCUCGCAUCGACACACGGUAACAUGGAGGAAAGUUUUCUGCAAAGUGUUUUGCACUUCUACGAUGAAAAGAACAGCUCACUUUCCACGGAAAACCUGGAAAACUUACUGCACAUCAUUACAAGCAGACGCUCGGCAUUUAUCGAUAAUGACGCCAAUCCUCUGAGGAAUGUUGAGUGUUUGUCGUUGCGCGAGCUGCUUUUUGCCUUUGGGUUAGGUAAUGCUUCUACUGUAAGCAUUGAUGAUCUGGAGAUGAUGUGUCCAGCUGUUCUCACUCAGGUCCUGCUGCCUGCUUGUCCCUAUACACCUGCUUCAAACCUGACUGUCUCUGACCACAAAAUUUGGGGUUAUGGGUUCCUGGCUGUGACUGUGAUUAACCUUGCUGCUCUGUUAGGGUUAUUUCUGGUGCCUUUCACAAAAAAAUCAUAUUUUCCAAAAGUCCUGACUUACUUCAUUGGACUGGCCAUCGGAACGCUGUUUUCAAAUGCUGUACUGCAACUGAUCCCCGAGGCUCUUGGAUUAGACCCCAAAGAUGAUGACUAUGUAUUGAAUGCUGUAGGGAUUUUCGGUGGGUUUUACAUAUUGUUCUUCACUGAACGAGUUUUAAAGAUGGCCCUGAAAACUGAUGCAGAGCUUGGCCACAGUCAUUUCCCUCCCCUGCAGUCAGCUGAUAUCCCCAUCACCACCUUCAGCAAUGACACUGUUAUAAACAAUAUCAGCAGUGACAUCAUUACAAACCACACUCAUCAUGACAUCAGCUGUAAUGAAAAGUCCAGUUGUCCAAGUGAGAGCUCAGCUAUUGACCAGAAUGCAUGUGUCUUAUGGGCUUGUCACUGGCUGAGAGCAGACCGAAUGUCUAAAAUAAAGACUGUGGCGUGGAUGAUCACUCUCAGUGAUGCCCUUCAUAACUUCAUAGAUGGUCUGGCCAUCGGAGCGUCUUUCACACUAUCCCUGCUCACUGGCUUUAGCACCUCUAUUGCCAUUUUCUGUGAAGAGUUCCCUCAUGAGCUGGGUGAUUUUGUGAUUCUGUUGAACUCGGGAAUGAGUGUGGCCCAGGCUGCGUGUUUUAAUCUCCUCUCAGCUAUGUGCUGUUAUCUUGGUCUUGCGUUAGGGAUUGUGUUGGGCAAAAGUUUUGCCCCAAAUGCCAUCUUUGCUAUCGCUGGUGGAAUGUUCCUCUACAUCUCCCUUGCAGACAUGUUCCCAGAGAUGAACAGUAUCAUGGCAGCACAUAACAGAGGCUAUCGAGGAAAGGUUGUGUUCUUCCUGAUCCAAAAUGCUGGGCUGCUCACUGGAUUCGCUGUAAUUCUGCUUAUUACCAUGUUUGCUGGAGAAAUCAAUCUGGGGUAGAAGGACAGCAAUAGCUUUUAGUGCCAGAAACCAAAAACUUGAGACACUUAUUUUAAGUUUGUAGUAUAGACUGUAUUUACUGUUGAAAAAGUUACAAUCAUACAGUCCUGGAGGACAUGAUUUUCAUCAAACCUUUUGUGAGUGUGUCCUACUGUCUGAUGCGAGUUGGCAACAAUACUCUGCUGUGUGUGGAGAAAUUCCUUAGUGGCAGUGACAGCCUAGCACAGUGAAUGUGAGGAGCUUUGUAGUCUAAAUGCCAGUACUGUAGCCUAGCUCAGGCACCUUUUGAGUAAGACUGUUUUGAUCUUGUUUGCUCUUUUUAACCAUUGCGUGAGUGGGUCUUUGUUAUGUUACAGUUCAUAUUGUUGAUUUGAGGAAAAACACUAUAUGUCAAUUUCAAUCUUGCUACUACUAUUUGUAUCAGUUAAAAUAAUAUGGUAUACUACCACAUACUGUUUAUGAUCUUAUUCAAUGAAUGUCUUAUUUUUAUGUUAGAACAAUGAAGCUUGACUGAACAGAGACAGAAAUGCUAAGUCAAGAAUUAUAUUGAAAAUAUGUGAGCCUGCUGUGAAUUCCAGGCUAAAGUCUCGUAAUCUAAUUAUGAGAUUGGGAGCAUCCAUUGAUUUCAAUCUUUGACAUGGCCUUUUUCAGUCAAUAUUAAAUAUAUCAGGGUUAUUUUCACACAAUGUUCUUUACAUUAUAUAGAAUGAUUUUAUAUAGAAAACAUUAAAUCACAGGCAGGGUCACAUAUCUAUAGCAGCAUCAAUGUCAUAUUACAAUGUUGUAUAGUACAUCACAUAGUGACAUUGUGUAUACAGUAAUGGCUAUAGAACAGGCAUUUUGGGAUGCUGCAGAAACUGAAAUCAAGCUGGGAAAAUCCAGACGUAUCACCAAGCUUUUCUCACUGUUACUUUCACAAGUCUUCACAACAGGUCACAUUCAAUUCAAAUAAAAAAAAAUAGUUGGCAGCACAGUUGAUAAUAAUGGUGGUCUUGAAUCAAUGGGAGUGCAAGGAAACUGAUUUACAGUUGACAGAUUUGGAUGUUAUCUUUUAGAACAUAUAUCCCAGAGACAUGGGAUAAAGUUAAUCUGAUGGCAUAAUUGAUCCACAUUAGGCUUUAAAACAUGCUGUUAUGGUUAAGUAGUGUGCUUUUUAUGUCUUAAGAAGUAUAAUUAGACAUUUACAAUUAUAUUUAAUUGUCAAAGAUUUUAAGCUGACUCAUCUCCUAGCUUGGCUCUUUAGGGCAGCAUGUGGAGACUGUCGGAUUGUGAUUGAGAUUUUUUCAUAUGCAUUAAAUCUUUCAUAUAUUUUAUAUAUACUUAUAAAAUGUUACAUUUUGGUUUGUAAUUGAUAUUGCUUGUAGUGGAAUAAUAAAUACGAGUAAAACAAUAUUACUCAGUGUUUCUGUAGUGCAACUGGCAGAGCAUUAAUUGCAUUAGAAGCAGAAGUGGACUUAAGUAUUUUACUUUCUACAUAAAAGUAAAUGUUCAAGUAUUUGUAUUUUAUCAGUGUUUUUCUUUGGAAAAACAUAAUUUUUAC